Messenger RNA from Cricetulus griseus (Chinese hamster), 3714 nucleotides. Lineage: Eukaryota; Metazoa; Chordata; Mammalia; Rodentia; Cricetidae. The record is from RefSeq and is a predicted model, not a curated record.
GGCUGUCUCACUCUUCCGCUAUUUCCUGUAUGAGCAAGAACUGAAAUUGGCCAGAUUCAUGCCCUACGUGGCGACCAACCAUAAUGCCUUCCCUGUCGGCUGCUACGCCUUCCCUGUGGUGUUGAAAUCCACGCUCCUGGGACUGCAGGGACCCUGUCCCAUCUGCACCUGCACUAUCGGAGUGUGGGUCCAACAGCUGUUCCAAGUCCUGGGAUUUGGACUGGAGAUCCAUUCCUCUCUCAGCUUGCCGAUAUGGCCUGGAUGGUUUCCAGCUGUCCCUAGCUGGGGCAACUUUUCCAGAAGCUUGCCUUCCAGCUGACUACAGGCAGUGGUGUGACCUUAAGCAAGGUGGCUCCCUAUGCAGAGGUUGAUUCUGGUGCACUCGGGAACACUCCUGGACUAGGUAUUUCAGAAGGCUGAGAGACUUAACUCAAGGUCACACAAGCUGAUGUUAUUUUCAUUUGUAAGGUGUUAUUUCACAUUCUUCGAAUAAUACGAAGGCAGUUAACAAAAAAAAGAGAAAAGGGAUUGAAUUUAGGAGACUUGAGGUUGAGCCAUCUACCUUACAAGCUGUGUGGCAUCAGGCUGAUCUCGAGGCUGUGAGAUGGAGAAUGAAUAUAGAGAGAUACUGUUGUUGUCCGGCCUGGAUGAAAUCAAGGAGGAGGAACUGAAACGGUUCAAGUUCUUGGUCCCAAAUGAGUUUGAGAUCUCAAGGAGCAGACUGGAGGAGGCUACAAACAGGACAGAGUUAGCGGACCAACUGAUUCAGAGUGCAGGCCCAGCAUCUGCGGUGACAAAGACCAUUCAUAUUUUCCGGAAAUUGAGUUAUAUGCAUGCUGCAAACCGUCUUGAGGAACAAAAGCAGAAAGUUGAUCAACGAUCCAAAACUACAAAGAAGAAAGGAACACAGAAAGUAGAAAAAAGAAGUCAAGAUGAAAACUGUCCUGGUGCCUCUGCCACCAGCAGAGACGCAGCCUCCAAGAAACACUCUGCUACAGAAGUCUGUCCUCAGGCUAAGCCUCAGAAGACCCGGGUCAUGGCAGAACAGGAAGCCAUCAGAGAAGGUUUACAGAAGGAUCCCCUGGCUUUGUUGGUGCUGAAAGCUACGAUUCCUUUCGAGUGUGAAACUCGGGAAGGGAAGCAAAUGAUAUUCCAUGCAACGGUGGCCACAGAGACGAAUUUUUUCUUUGUAAAAGUUUUAGAUGCACAGUUUAAAGAUAAGUUUACCCCACAGAGAACAAUUAAAAUAUCAAACUAUCUUUGGUACAAUAACUUCUUAGAGGUGACCAGCUCCUCAACUGUGGUUGAGGCUGAUGCUGACCACCAAGUCUGUGUUCCAAAUAACAUCAAAGAUAAAGCUGGGAGAACUCCCAUGAUUAAGAAGCUGAAGACUCAGCCUCCUGGAACAAUUGUGAAUGGGAUUUUUAAAGUCCAGAAGAUAAUAGAGCAAAGAACGGAUAGAGUCCUAUAUAGAAUACAUGACAACACAGAGGAGGAGAUGGACGUGCUGGUGCUUGGAAACCAGAACCAAGUAAAAUGCGAAGAAGGAGAUAAACUUAGACUCAUCUUCUUUGAGGUGUCAAAAAGUGGAGAGAAAAUACAGCUGAAAUCGGGACCCCACAGCUUCUUUAAGGUUAUUAAGGCCACAAAGCCGAAAAAAUGAGAAGAAAAGUGUGCAUUGAAGUCAACUCAUCUAAAAGGCAUUUUGUUGAAGAAUUUUAAUACUGCUUCUUGAACCAGAUUGAGUUGCCUGAGGAGAGCAGUUUACAGCCUCAUCAUCUUAUCCUGUUAGUUCAAAAAGGAUAAAUACUACAAAAAUACUCUGUCAGAUGUAUAGCAAAACAAUACAAAUACAAAAAUCUAAUAAAAUCCCAACACCAGGCAUGAGAAACCCUCUUAUGAGUAGUUGGUCAGGGUUGUCUAAGAGACUCCCCAAACAUUACAGGCUAUUCUAUUGCUAUUGUCCCCCAGAGGUGAUGAUAAGUUUAUAUUGCUGAAGAUACCAUGUACUUCAGACAUGAGAUUCAGAGGCUUGAGCUUUAACUGACCUGACAAUCUUCUACCCAAGUAUUGAUUAUCUUUCAUGAUCACAGAAGGUGCCAUACAAGCUUCCAAAAGAGGGAAGCAACCAUCAGUAAUACCCAGCUGUGAUGCCUAAGAACCAUAAAAAAAUGACCACCAUGGCAAAAUAACCUUAAGGGUGAAUUAGUGUCAUGAAUACCUUAGUGGUAACCAACAAUUCUUUAGUUGGACUUAAGACCCACUCAACAAGAAAGAAAUCACUCCUGAAACCUAGCCAGCUCCCCCGGACUAGUGAACUGAUUUUAAAGGAGAACCUAUUACCACCACUUUACUAAACCAGCAUAAUCCCUAACUGCACUCUAGGUAUUUGUCCUUAUAUACAUAUAUAAGUGUAGUCCUUAUCUCCCAUGAAGAAAAUUUCUCCUUGCAAUAGAUAGAGACAUCGCAGAAAAUCACAACCAGCAAGAUAUAGCGUUGUGUAUCCCAGCUCUAGUGGACAUAUCUACAACAGAACUCUUGCAUCUAAAAUUCAGGGAACAUUCUAAAAGAGGAGACAGAAAGCUUGUCACUGGUGGCCGUGUCAGAAAGAGCAUCAGGUGGCACUCGAUUUUCAGGCAUUCGGCUCACCACAAUGCAAGGAACUGAUGGGUGAGGCAUGGCAUCAAGGGCUCUGGAUCCAUAAUGUUUCUUGCUACUGCUGUGUCUUUACAUGUUUGCCCCUGCCAUUUUUCUUUGGUGAAUGGGUGUGUGUGGGUCCCCACUGCCUUUAAUGCAGUGUGAUCAUCUCACAGAAAUACCCAUUGGAUUGGGCAUUUUUACCUGCAUAUUGUUACCAAGAUGAUUUCUUCUUAAGCUUUAUUUAAGUAAUGAAGUAAUUAACCUAAUUAAUCUUUGUAUACAAUACAGUGUUGGUUUAAAUAGAAUUUGGGUGAUUAAAGGUUUCUAACAAAUACAGCAAUGGAUUAUAUAGCUUUAGAGAUUAUAUAGAUAGUUUAGUGGGAAAAUUAAUAUAGGUAAAAGUAGGAUAUAGUGUUGCUCCUGCCCCUGAUAAAGCAGGGGCUGCAGGGAAUAGAAAAUAGGAAGUGUCACACAACUAAGAUUUAUAAAUUUCACUUGAUGAGUCAUAUAGACUGUGGUUUAGGUUAAAGAUUAAGAAAAACAAUGGAGUCCCAAGAGUUAAGCUAGCUCAAUUUUUUUUGUUUGUUUGUUUUAUUUUGUUUUAUAAAUCUUGAUGUUGGGCAAUGUGUUCAUGGGUUUCAGUGUACAACAUAGCUAAAAAGAAAGCUUUAAAUAAUGACUUCAUGUAACUAAAAAACAAAGAAUUGGAUGGUUAGUUAAGAUAAUUAUAUAGGCCUCUAAAAUAUGAAAGUUAAACAAGUGACCUAUUUUUUGGCAAUUGUAAGAGCUACUGCCUAUGUAAAUGGUUGUGGCUGAAGGGCUCCUGUCUGUGAGAAGUCUAAAAGAUAAGUGUUUGACUGAGUGUGGGUUUCUCAGGAAAUGCAUAAAGAUGUGGUUAAGAAAUACAAUGGAGUUGACCUGUUCCAGAAAAAAUACAUUUUUUAGGCGAUUAUAUAGUAACUGUGUAACUUUUGUUUAUAAGAAACAUCCUUCUCUUUGUAAUUGACUUAGUGUGGGGAAUAUAAAAAGGGUUUUCAAAAAAUAAAGAAGUAGAAACUUUUAUCCCUCAGAAAA